AGACGCAUGGUGGGAUUGCCAACAGUGAUCAAAGCGGCGUCCUCCUUUCCACUCUGUUUCCGACGGUGGCCACCACGUAUCGCCCCAUAGCAGGGUUCGAGGCUAUGUGACACGUGCACCUCUGUUCCCGCCCGUAUUGCUCGCGAUAGUGCAGCACUUCUUUCUAUAUUCCAGUCUUACUGAACUGCGUUUACGUGGCAGCACUCCGUUUCGCCAUCCAGUGGACUGUUGAAUCAUGUCUACGGCACCUCAUGCAGGCCAUGCCGUCGACGCCAGCUAUGCCCUCGACAACAGCAGCAACGAAUGGAGCGCGCAGAACCUUCCAUGCACCAAGGGGGACGGUGCGAGCUGUAAGUUACUGGAGCACCAUCCGGAAAUUAAUAGGGUACUUCUAGGCGCUGCCCUGCAGCUUCGGGAAGACAAGCGAGGACAGAGAAGAGGUGAUGUCCUUAUUGCGGCUGUCGAGGCAAGCACUUGCCGGUACGCCUCGUACAGCUCUGUGGAAAACUCGUCCAAAGCGAGAGCACUGGACCUUGUUGAGCUUCUACUCGCCGAGCACCACUGCAUCACGGCGAUAGAAUUCAACAGCAACCUGAUGCUUCGCCCAUCGUUGAUCUCAGUAGUAAAACGUCAUCCCCAUUUGAAGAGCUUUACUGUAUGCGGAAGAUUCAUUGCAUCUGACCGCGCAGCUGUGGUGUUCGACGUGAUAAGGUCUUUGCCGCAGCUCAAGAAUCUAGCUUUCAAGUCUUACGAGUUCGAGAUGGACUCCUCGACUACGAGCUGCCUCAUUGACUACUCCUUUGACCUUCGCAUAAGUUGUCUAUCGACCCUUGACCUCGCAGAGCUGCGAUUUCCCAGCACUAAGGCCGGUUGGCUCGUCCAAGCACUCAUUGAAAACGAAAGCAUCACCGACCUCUGCGUAGGAGAAUCCGUAUACUCGUACGGAGAUGAACACUCCUAUCCAAGGUUCACGACGUACCUCGCGAACGAAAAUUGCCCGCUGCGAAAAUUGACGCUCAAAUCGAACGCCUACUACAUCAGUGGGUCACUCAUGGGGAAACUCGUUGGCGCAUUCUGCAAAAUGAAUUUUUUGAAGGAACUGAACGUGGACAUCGUGGACAUCGCGACAACAAUAUUCGUACCUACGUUCGCCCUCUUCGCCGAAGUGGCCCGUCGGAGCGCCAAACUACGCAGCCUGAGGUUGCCUUGGAGGGAUACACAUUCCCAUCUCGGUGCCCACAUUACAAGUCCUGAAGCCACGCAAUGCAUGAAGUCCUGGCAAACAGCCUUGCAAGGAUCGAAGUCACCGCUCAAGCAGCUGCGCGUCGACUUGACGGGCUUCGGCGAAGCCGCAUGCGACACUUUCUUCGACGCAAUCGCCAACAAUGAAUCUCUGCGGUUGGUGGAAGUCGACACUUUGCCAUUCAUCGAUGGGCUGGACAGGGUCUCCAAAACUAUUCUGGAGCGAGGUCUGAACGAUCGAGUGGUCAUCAAAGGACACCAUCGCCACAGCAACGCAAUCAAUCUGCUGAAAUGCCCGCAAAUCAGCACCGUGGCCGUAACGCUGGGGUGGUUCAUUUCCCGCCCGCGUGUCGGCCCCCAGUCACUUAUCUCGACUCUGGAAGUGGUCGGUAGCUCCAGUAACGUAACGUCACUGCUGGUUGAGUGCAAUAGAUUCAAUCGCGACGAAUUACAUGCCUUGGCGGCAUGCCUAAGGAAUGCGGUUGUACUCACUGAUGUCGACAUAAACCUGAGGGGCGCUUUGGCUGUCUUAUCAGAAAAGGAUCGUACGGAUGUGCGGGCGGAACUAGUGUCAGCACUGGCCUCCAACCUCAAACUUGUCAAAGUCAGCAUCAAAGGCGUGCUGCUGACCAAUGACGACUUGAACGUCCUCGCACAUGCUACCAGCAAGAGCCUCAGCCUCACCGAAUUCACCAUGACUCCUGCCUGUUGUGGCGGUGCCAGGCCUGGCAGGCUUUGUGAAGAGCUGCAAAUUGCUUUUGAGCGAAGGCCCGAUGCGUUAACGGAAGCAUUCAACUUCAAGAACAUCGCACUUGCAGACAUCCUGCAAGCGACCAUACGGAAUGCCUCCUCCGUCUCGGCCGCUUCACAAUUCGUGCUAGGUCAGCAAGAUACCUUGGACGGUGCGGAUGCCAUCGAGCUGAUGCACGACCAUCCACGCCUCCUCGAGAUGGUGAUGGAAGGUGCUGACCUCGCAAAGACCAAAGCCAAAGAGAUCAGCAGCGCUCUUCUGCGUGUGCACCACUGUAGCCUUGAUGAGUUUAUGAGAAUCGCAGGCGUCGUCAAGGAGAGGGUGGAGUGCCUUCGUCAUCCCGAUGCCAGGUUUCAGCUCGUUGACAUUAACGAGCACUGCUGGCUGCACAUUCGCAGGUUCCUAAAGAUAAGGGACGUUGUCAACAUUGAGCCGGUGUCGGUAGAUCAAAACGACGCGUGGGCUUUUGAAUGCGAUUAGCACACCAUAAAUAAAACACCUAGCAUUCUCCUGAGCGGAAACUUGCUUAGUCUGAGUACGAGUGACACCCAAGGAAUAAAAUUUUACAAUAUUCAGUGCCCUUAUACGUUGAUAAAAUGUUAACCAGCGAAGCUGUAGUGGGAUGACCACAUUGACGACCAUAUGAAUCAAUAUAGAUUCAUAUGGUUAUUGAUACCAUCGCGAUAGCGUUAAGGAGCCUGUGUCCCAGGAAAUCCAGUGUGGGACGUCCUUUCGGCAAAAAUAUUUUCGAACCCCCCUAUCCAGGCCUUCCAUGUGGAACAAGUAUUUGACUCAAAUAUUUGAAUUUCUCAAGGUAAAAUACGUGGAAAAAUCGCGAAAAAGGACAAACACACAACCUACAGACAUGAGCGCACUCGGACUGUAAUUUCAAUAUAGAAGAAAAGUUUGUUACGCGCAAACUCAAAGACCUUUUCCAGAGUUUCUACAAUGUAUA
Messenger RNA from Dermacentor albipictus, 2948 nucleotides. The record is from RefSeq and is a predicted model, not a curated record. Lineage: Eukaryota; Metazoa; Arthropoda; Arachnida; Ixodida; Ixodidae.